AGAUCACCUAAAAAGAGAUUUUUACCUUUAGAUCACUUUUUUUUCACCAAAAAUUAGCUUUAUUUUUUCUAUUAUUCUAAUAUAGCAUGUCGUGGCGAGCUCGUUUUACACCUUGCAUUGGCUCCAUUAUAGUAUGGUUGAACCCCAAGGAUCCAAACUGUUUUGGUGUUCGCAACUGGUGGCGAAACAAUAUGCCGGAGCUGCAGCUACUAAACCCAUUCUGCAUUUUUACAAUUCAGGAGCUUUCUUUUGGAGAGCCUCAUAUGCACAUAGUUUACACACCAAUAGAUCAGCGUAUGAUUCGCCUUGCCGGUGCCACUGAGGAGGAAUGUGAGGACAUCAUGGAGGCUUGUAUUACCUACGGCAUGAAUCAUGUGAUUCUUGAUAGACCCCGAGCAGAUGACGGCGGUGAUCUCAUAAACCAGCCAUCCGUCAUAUCCUUUGGGUAUAUGGAGAGUUUCACGGCAAAGCUGGAGGUGUCCCCCCCGGCAGAUAUUGGUCAGCAUACAACCGAGGGUGUAGAUGAUCCAGGGCAGAAGCCUCGUGUCUAUCCGCGAAACAUAGGCUCUAAAUUGAUACCCUGAUUAGUAAAUGAGGCAAACUCUUCACUUCUGAAAAGGAAUAUCGUUGGAAAACAGUUUUAUUGUGAGUUUUUUCCUUUUUAUGCGUAGAAGGUAUUUUUUUAUAGUAGUUUUUUUCACUAUAACCUGAACCUGUGUAUGAUUUUGAACUCUAGGAAUCAAGGUUUUGUGAACUAGUUAGCUCUUAGGGAUAAUAGUAUUAUCUAGCAAGGGAUGCAUAUUUUUUAUUAUAUAUAUUUUUUGGCUGCAUAUUUAGACAUUCUCAGAUAAAUCUGAAAAAAAAUCAGGCAUUAUUGUG
Messenger RNA from Phytomonas sp. Hart1, 879 nucleotides. Lineage: Eukaryota; Euglenozoa; Kinetoplastea; Trypanosomatida; Trypanosomatidae. The record is from the annotation of a GenBank genome assembly.